AUCAGGAGGUGGCUGGAGGCGGGAGGGGAUGGCGCGUGGCCAGGCUGGCUGAAAUAGGGCUGAGAAGGAGCUUCCAGGAGUAAGAAAGCACGCGGGAGGAGGCGUGGAGGGGGAACGGAGAGUCGGUUCCCCAGGGAUGCAUAGUACCCAGGUCAUUCAGAUUCUAGGAGAUAAGUUUCCAUGUACUUUGGUGGCACAGAAAAUUGACCUGCCGGAGUACCAGGGAGAGCCUGAUGAAAUUUCCAUACAGAAGUGUCGGGAGGCAGCUCGCCAGGUGCAGGGACCUGUACUGGUGGAGGACACCUGUCUGUGCUUCAAUGCCCUCGGGGGCCUCCCUGGCCCCUACAUAAAGUGGUUUCUGGAGAAGUUAAAGCCCGAAGGUCUCCAUCAGCUCCUGGCAGGGUUCGAAGACAAGUCAGCCUAUGCGCUCUGCACAUUCGCACUCAGUAGUGGAGAUGCGAGUGAGCCUGUGCGCCUGUUCAGGGGCCGGACCUCGGGCCAGAUUGUGGUACCCCGAGGCUGCCGAGACUUUGGCUGGGACCCUUGCUUUCAACCUGACGGAUAUGAGCAGACGUAUGCAGAAAUGCCCAAAGCUGAGAAGAAUGCCAUCUCUCAUCGCUUCCGGGCCCUGCAUGAGCUGCAGGAAUUCUUUGGCAGCCUGACUCCCCCUGGGGCUGCUGAUGAGUGCGCUGGCCAGGGAUCUGGGGAGGGCUAGCCUGAAACCUCCCCCUUCAGGCAGGCAGUCCUCCAAGGAUGUCAAUUCAGGGUUACGACUUCCUGGGAGAGUUGAGAAGACAGCCUCACCAGACGAGCCUCACAGGUUUGGAGGAGCAGCUGGCUCUGUUUAGAGAAAUUUUGGGUAAAGGACACCAUUCUCUUGCCCUUGCGGAUUCCGUGGUCUCUCCUGUAGCCUCCAGGCCUGGGAUCUUGAAAGGACCUUGGGUAUUAAACUAGCCUUGGCAGGACUGAGGAUUUGGGAAAGAACCACACAAACCAUCUUAGUAUUUUAAAAUAUGGCCAAUAAAAAUUCUGGAAGCUACUCCAAAAUAAACUAGAUGUAUUUGCUUUGAAA
This is a messenger RNA of Pteropus alecto (black flying fox), 1072 nucleotides long. RefSeq names its product inosine triphosphatase (gene ITPA). Lineage: Eukaryota; Metazoa; Chordata; Mammalia; Chiroptera; Pteropodidae. The record is from RefSeq and is a predicted model, not a curated record. Gene Ontology annotation, molecular function: nucleoside triphosphate diphosphatase activity. The coding region runs from base 137 to 715 and encodes 192 amino acids. The transcript is spliced from 8 exons. Gene Ontology annotation, biological process: nucleoside triphosphate catabolic process. Gene Ontology annotation, cellular component: cytoplasm.